Triticum turgidum subsp. durum (durum wheat) is the source of this 423-nucleotide messenger RNA. The record is from the annotation of a GenBank genome assembly. NCBI's taxonomy places the organism in Eukaryota, Viridiplantae, Streptophyta, Magnoliopsida, Poales, Poaceae.
AUGGCUGCCAGGAAGAAGAUCGUGGUGAAGGUUGAGGUAGACGACAGCCAGAGCAGGAAGGCGAUCAAAGCACUCUCUACUCUCCGUGGUACUACUACAACUUCUCUUCUUUCCAGUUUUGUUUGUGAAUCCGUUUCUGACGUGGACAACAACGUACGGGCCUCAGGUAUCGAGGUGAUUUCUGUGAACACGAAGCAUGGGAAGAUCACGGUCGUCGGCGUGGUUAACCCCGUCGAUGUCCUGGGCAGGCUGCGGAAGAAGUUGUUUCCGAACGCUGAGAUCGUCGCCGUCGAGCCCGUCAUGGAGACGAACGAAAUUACAUACGAGUUCUUGAACCAUAUCACAAACAAUUUCUCCGAGGAGCGCAUAAUUGGUCGUGGUGGCCAUGGAGUAGUUUUCAAGGUACUGUACGAUUACUACUAG